Messenger RNA from Cinclus cinclus, 1638 nucleotides. RefSeq names its product tripartite motif containing 55 (gene TRIM55). The transcript has 10 exons. Gene Ontology annotation, molecular function: zinc ion binding. The record is from RefSeq and is a predicted model, not a curated record. NCBI's taxonomy places the organism in Eukaryota, Metazoa, Chordata, Aves, Passeriformes, Cinclidae. The coding region runs from base 1 to 1638 and encodes 545 amino acids.
AUGCCCCAGGAAAAGCUAGGGAUGAGCACCUCCCUGAGCUACAAGUCGUUCUCCAAAGAGCAGCAAACUAUGGAUAACCUGGAGAAACAGCUGAUCUGCCCCAUCUGUUUGGAGAUGUUCACCAAGCCAGUGGUCAUCCUGCCCUGCCAGCACAACCUCUGUCGGAAGUGCGCCAGUGACAUCUUCCAGGCCUCCAACCCCUACCUGCCGACCAGGGGAGGUACAACUGUGGCAUCCGGAGGCCGCUUCCGCUGUCCCUCCUGCAGGCACGAGGUGGUCCUGGACCGGCACGGUGUCUACGGGCUGCAGAGGAACCUGCUGGUGGAGAACAUCAUCGACAUCUACAAGCAGGAGUCCACAAGACCUGAAAGGAAGUGUGACCAGCCAAUGUGUGAAGAACAUGAAGAUGAGAGAAUUAAUAUUUACUGUUUGAACUGUGAAAUGCCCACCUGCUCCUUGUGCAAAAUCUUUGGUGCCCACAAAGACUGUCAGGUUGCUCCUCUCACAAACGUUUACCAGCAACAGAAGUCUGAGCUGAGUGAUGGCAUUGCAGUCCUGGUGGGGAGCAAUGACAGAAUGCAAGGGAUUGUCACACAGCUGGAGGAGACCUGCAAGACAGUUGAGGAAUGCUGCAGACGACAGAAAGAACAGUUGUGUGAAAAAUUUGAUUAUCUCUAUUCUGUGCUGGAAGAAAGAAAAAAUGAGAUGACACAAAUAAUCACUAGAACCCAAGAGGAGAAACUGGAACACAUCCGCUCCCUGAUAAAGAAGUAUGCGGAUCACUUGGAAGCUGUGUCAAAACUGGUUGAAUCAGGAAUCCAGUUCAUGGAAGAACCAGAAAUGGCUGUGUUUUUGCAGAAUGCCAAAACAUUGCUACAAAAAAUUACUGAAGCUUCUAAAGGAUUUCAAAUGGAAAAAAUAGAGGAUGGGUAUGAAAAUAUGAACCAAUUCACAGUGAACCUCAGUAGAGAAGAAAAAAUAAUACGAGAAAUUGAUUUUGACAGAGAGGAGGAGGGAGAAGAAGAAGACGAGGAGACGGAGAAUGGAGAAGGCCUGGGUGAAGUCCACACAGAGUCAUCAGGAGAGGAGGAAGAGGAGGAAGAGGUGGAAGAGGAAGGGGCAGAGAGAGCACCACAGCCACCUCAGCAGGACCCUGAAGCACAGAGUGCAGGGGGAGAGCCCCUGGCCGAGCCCACUCCAGCACCAGUGCUGGCUGCCCCAGCUGGUCAGGAUGUUGUUGUGACACCGAGUGGUUCUCCCCAGACUCCCGAGUCUGACACUCACGUGCCGGCCACAGCAGAAACCACCGACCCCUUGUUGUACCCUAGCUGGUAUAAGUCCCAGUCACGCCAACCAAGCAGUCCCAGCUCAACCCCGGUGAGUGGGCUGGGGAAAGUAGGGACUCCUGUUUCUCUGGAAACAAGUGCAAAGAAGGCAGAAGCCUCGACAGCAGCAACAAUCGAGGAGAGUGCACCAGGGAGUGGUAAGGAAAGUAAUGCCACUGCAGCGACGUCCAAGCCUUGUUCUGAACCAUACCCUCAAGGACAAGUGGAGGAAGCUCCCGUGAGCAGUGAGAGGGGUGAUGAGCCGGCUCGUCAUGUCUUCUCCUUCUCCUGGUUGAACUCACUGAAUGAAUGA